AAUGAAAACAAAAAGCGUGCGGCGCUUGCUGAAAGAAAUCAGCGGGACGGUCUCAUUAUGUCGUGUUUAAAGUAAUAAAUCAAAACAGACGUUAUUUUGGACAGCUACUGCAGCUAAACGCAUAUAUUUGGACAGCAUUUUCUCACAGGAAGUUGAUUUCGAUUGACUCAGUUAUGGCAGCCUCAUUACCUCAGAAGCCAGGGAUGGCAGGGAUGCCCCCGCAACAGCAGCAGCAGCCCCACCUGCCCCCCGGUGCUGCCUCAGCCCCAGGUCAGCAGCCUAUGCCCCCGCAGGGAGCCCUGAGGGAGAUCUCCCCGGUGUUCCUCUGUCGGAUCGGGCAGGAGACUGUGCAGGACAUUGUCACACGCACCAUGGAGAUCUUCCAGAUCACAAGAGCUACGCAGCUUCCUAAUGGCGUGACCCAGAGCCAGGCGAUGUACCAGGACCGCUUCGGGAAGCUCCAGGAACACCUGCGGCAGCUCGCCCUGCUGUUCAGAAAGCUCCGUCUCCUGUACGAACGCUGUGUGGAGAUGACCUCCGACCUGCAGGAGGGGCCAGCAGAGAUUCUGCCGUAUGUUGGGGAGGAGCUGGUGUCGGUCCGAGUGGAGCCCUGCAGUCCUGCUGUCAACCAGGAGAGAAAAGAGGUUCUAGAAAAGGUCCGUCAGAAGAACCAGGAGAUGAAGGUUCUGAUGGAUCAGAUGAGGAACCUGCUGUGGGAUGUCAACGCCAUGCUGACACUCAGGAAAUGAUAGUUCCCGUCGAUCCUAUCAGAGAUGCACUCCUGCAAGGACGAGGUGAAAAUAAGGGAAUUUCUGUUGGAUUUUAAACAUGGGACCUUCCACUGCCACACCACCUUUUUGCUGGCACUUCUUCACUGACACUCACAAUUCACUCGUCGUUCACCUAAGAACUUCUGCUGUUUACUAUGUAUUAUAUCGAAGUUGUUGUGGGGGAAAACAAAAUGAGAAAAAGGAUGAUAGAAGCUUGUGUCAGCCUGAAACACUCCAGCUCCAGGAAUCAUUUCCUUUUCGUACGAGGCAGCUGACAACCCGAUUUUUGUUUGCCAAGAAAAAGCUGUUAUUUUGUUACUCUGUGUUUAUUCAAAUAAGUUACAUACUCCUAUAGAUAAUGAGUAGACACCUGUAAUGCCUCAGGUGAAAACACAAGUUUUCUAAAAAAAACACUGUAUUCAUGGUGUUUUGCCCCCGGGUGCUGAGUUGACACCAAACAGACUUGAAUUCAUUGCAGGUAAUUGCAGAAAGCGCAGGAGCUGAUUGUGCGACUGUGUUUACAAUUGGAACAAUUGCCCUUAUUAAGCUCUGUCAGUUGUAAAAACACUAUGGGUUCAGCAUGCACAUUAGCCCCUUGGCAGCUAUGUAUCUCAGGUGCUUUGUACAAAAGUGUGUGUGUGUGUGUGUGUGUGUGUGUGUGUGUGUGUGUGCGCAUGUGCUUAAUGAGAUUAGCUUCCUGAGUGCUAGACAGCACACCUGUUUACCCCGAGGGUGUUAAGACGUGCUUGCCUGUGAAUUUAUUUUUGUAAACUGUUGGACGAAAGAUAAACCCACUGGGUCGUUUCUGUUUUGUAUAAAAUAAACUUUUUUUUAAAUACAAAA
Acanthopagrus latus (yellowfin seabream) is the source of this 1613-nucleotide messenger RNA. RefSeq lists its product as uncharacterized. Gene Ontology annotation, cellular component: mediator complex. The transcript has 5 exons. The coding region runs from base 174 to 749 and encodes 191 amino acids. The record is from RefSeq and is a predicted model, not a curated record. Lineage: Eukaryota; Metazoa; Chordata; Actinopteri; Spariformes; Sparidae. Gene Ontology annotation, molecular function: transcription coregulator activity. Gene Ontology annotation, biological process: positive regulation of DNA-templated transcription.